UCCGGGCGCCGGCGGACAGCGGGGGCUACCUCCUGCCGCCGAGUUGUGCGGGCGAGCGCCCUCGCGCCCUUGCGCCGGGCUUCAACUUGCGGGCCGGGAGCUGGGCGCCCCGGGUCGGAAGCAAGGCGGGCUGCACGGAGCUCCCUUCGAUCGGCGCCGCGGCUUCAGAGUAAACUUUGCGCCCUAGCGGAGUUGGAAAGAGGGAGCCGCGGCGCCGGGCGGCAGCAGGCGGAGCCCGGAGUUCAGCUCUCGCUCCGGGGUCUGGGCGGUCAUCCUCCCCGGCCCUGGGGCCCGACUCACGCGCACCCUCCUUUCUACCCUCUGCCCCCAGUUGAGAGGUCGGACAUGCUGAAGCCGGGAGACCCCGGCGGCUCGGCCUUUCUCAAAGUGGACCCAGCCUAUCUGCAGCACUGGCAGCAACUCUUCCCGCACGGCGGCAGCGGCGGCCCGCUCAAGGGCGGCGCCGCCGCGGGUCCCUUGGGCGCGCCGCAGCCUCUCCAGCCGCCGCCGCCGCCUCCGGAGCGCGCAGAGCCUCCGCCGGACAGCUUGCGCCCGCGGCCCGCCUCACUCUCCUCUGCCUCCUCCACUCCGGCGUCCUCCUCCACUUCGGCCUCCUCUGCCUCCUCUUGCGCCGCCGCGGCCGCCGCCGCCGCCGCCGCGCUGGCUGGUCUCUCGGCCCUGCCCGUGGCGCAGCUGCCGGUGUUCGCGCCUCUGGCCGCCGCCGCCGUCGCCGCGGAGCCGCUACCCCCCAAGGACCUGUGCCUCGGCGCUGCCUCGGGCCCGGGCCCUUCCAAGUGCGGCGGCAGCGGCGGGGACGUGCGGGGCGGCCCGCGCUUCCGCUGCAGCGCGGAGGAGCUGGACUAUUACCUGUACGGCCAGCAGCGCAUGGAGAUCAUCCCGCUCAACCAGCACACCAGCGAUCCCAACAACCGUUGCGACAUGUGUGCGGACAACCGCAACGGCGAGUGUCCCAUGCACGGGCCGCUGCACUCGCUGCGCCGGCUCGUGGGCACCAGCAGUGCCGCGGCCGCCGCGCCCCCGCCGGAACUGCCCGAGUGGCUCCGGGACCUGCCGCGGGAGGUGUGCCUGUGCACCAGCACCGUGCCCGGCCUGGCCUACGGCAUCUGCGCGGCGCAGAGGAUCCAGCAGGGCACUUGGAUCGGGCCCUUCCAGGGCGUCCUUCUGCCCCCCGAGAAGGUGCAGGCGGGCGCAGUGAGGAACACACAGCAUCUCUGGGAGAUCUAUGACCAAGAUGGGACACUACAGCACUUUAUUGAUGGUGGGGAGCCUAGUAAGUCGAGCUGGAUGAGGUAUAUCCGAUGUGCAAGGCACUGCGGAGAGCAGAAUCUAACAGUAGUUCAGUACAGGUCGAAUAUAUUCUACCGAGCCUGUAUAGAUAUCCCCAGGGGCACCGAGCUUCUGGUGUGGUACAAUGACAGCUAUACGUCUUUCUUUGGGAUCCCCUUACAAUGCAUUGCGCAGGAUGAAAACUUAAACGUGCCCUCGACGGUCAUGGAGGCCAUGUGCAGACAGGACGUCCUGCAGCCGUUCAGCAAGAGCGGCAAGCUGCCCCCCGCCACCCAGCAGCGCUCUGUGGUCUUCCCGCAGACUCCCUGCACCAGGAACUUCUCUCUCCUGGACAAGUCCGGGCCCAUGGAAUCAGGAUUUAACCAGAUCAACGUGAAAAACCAGCGAGUGCUCGCAAGCCCAACUUCCACCAGCCAGCUCCACUCGGAGUUCAGCGACUGGCAUCUCUGGAAAUGCGGCCAGUGCUUUAAGACUUUCACGCAACGGAUCCUCCUACAGAUGCACGUGUGCACACAGAACCCCGACAGACCUUAUCAGUGCGGUCACUGCUCCCAGUCCUUUUCACAACCGUCUGAGCUGAGGAACCACGUGGUCACCCACUCCAGUGACCGGCCUUUCAAGUGUGGCUACUGUGGUCGUGCCUUCGCCGGGGCGACCACCCUCAACAACCACAUCCGAACUCACACUGGAGAAAAGCCCUUCAAGGUUCCGCUCAUUCUCCUCCAACUCCAGCCCUAAAAGGAGCUGAAAUUACAUGACUCCGGUUGCUCAUCCUUCAAUCAUUACAGACACAAAGAACAGAAGAGAGACUCCAAACUCAUGACGGAGGAACAGAGGAAACCAGUGUUUAAAAAAAAAAAAUAAAAACCAACUCACGCCCUUAGGCUCUGAGGUCAUGUAGAUCUUCCUUAUAUGAUGACUUAGCUCCCUUUCCAAGCAGUGUGUCCUUUUAUGGGGGCUCAGAGGAGGGCCGGUGAAUUACCAAGACUUCCCUCGUAGGAAAACUGAGCCUUCAUAGAAUUCGUCUUAUUUAUUGCACCAAGGUACUGUUGGGUUUGUCUCACCCCAGGACGCGAACGGCCACAGCGUGGGAGGGAGAUCCUGCCCUCCGUGGGCCAGGACCCCAUGUGCCACAUCAAUUACGUUCCUAAUGCUCUUCCCCGGUACCCCUGUGUUUCCAGAGGCUUAAUGCACCUAUGAGUAAAUGAUUUCUUUCCACGACUGCUUAAAGUGCCAGAAGGCAAGAGAAAUUUAAACAGACCUAAGAUCAACAUUGUGAGUUUACCCGGCUCCCCAUCUAGCAACACUGCCAUAAAUUUCUCCGGCUUCUUAGUUGGGAAUUUAAAAGGCCUAUAGUCUUGGCAACGUUUACAUAACCACAUUUCUUCUAUGUGGAUUACAAACUUGCAAGAUCCCAACCCGUGCUGGGGUAUCCUAUUUGUUCCGCGGGUCAACCUGAAAAGCCAACAAACUCAACACCACAUCCAACCAAACUCUUUCUUCUGGCUUUGACCUGACUGGUGGAAACAGCUUGGCCUCAGGACCC
Messenger RNA from Mustela lutreola (European mink), 2854 nucleotides. It is a transcript of the gene PRDM6, whose product is annotated as PR/SET domain 6. The record is from RefSeq and is a predicted model, not a curated record. NCBI's taxonomy places the organism in Eukaryota, Metazoa, Chordata, Mammalia, Carnivora, Mustelidae. The transcript has 7 exons. Gene Ontology annotation, molecular function: protein binding; histone methyltransferase activity. The coding region runs from base 346 to 2046 and encodes 566 amino acids. Gene Ontology annotation, cellular component: nucleus.